AUGGGCUGUAUAUCUGGGUUUGAUUCGGUCUGUGUGCUUCAUAUCAAAACUGUACAACAACAAACCCACUCGUCCACUUGCACGUGCAUAUCGACUCUUACUAACAUCAGUGCUGUCUUCAACGACUACUCUAGUUUCUCAAACGUCACCACGUUUGCUGACGCAUACCGUAACUUCAACCAGAUCCCUACACUCAAUGUCCUCGAGAAGGUCUGGGGUGCCUACUACUACUGGAUGAACAAUGACAUCAUUGCCACCGGUCUCUUCUUCUUCGUGAUGCACGAGGUCAUGUACUUUGGCCGUUGUUUGCCAUGGUACAUCAUCGACCAGAUCCCAUACUUCAGAAAGUACAAGAUUCAAGACACAAAGCUCCCCAGCAACGCGGAGCAGUGGGAAUGUAUGAAGUCCGUGCUCAUGUCUCAUUUCAUGGUCGAGGUAUUGCCUAUUUGGUUUUUCCACCCCAUCAGUGCCAAGAUCGGUAUGACUUUCGAUGUUCCAUUCCCAGCCUGGACCAAGGUUUUGACCCAGUUGGCUAUUUUCUUCGUUUUGGAAGACGCUUGGCAUUACUGGCUCCACAGGGGCUUGCACUACGGUGUUUUCUACAAGUACAUUCACAAGCAACAUCACAGAUACGCCGCUCCUUUCGGUUUCACUGCUGAGUAUGCUCACCCAGUCGAGGUUGCCCUUUUGGGAAUGGGUACCGUUGGUUUGCCAUUGAUUUGGUGUUACUUCACCCAUGACUUGCACUUGUUCACCAUUUCGUUGUGGAUCUGUUUGAGAUUGUUCCAGGCUGUUGAUGCACACUCUGGAUACGAGUUCCCAUGGUCUUUGCACCACUUUGUGCCAUUCUGGGCCGGAGCUGACCACCAUGACGAGCACCACCACCACUUCAUUGGCUCGUACGCCUCCAGUUUCAGAUGGUGGGACUUUGUGUUGGGAACCGAGGCCGGUCCUAAGGGUAAAGAGGCCAGAGAGACUGCCUCGAAGGUUGCUGCCGAGAAGAAGGUUCAAUAA
Molecule: messenger RNA, 1014 nt
Organism: Australozyma saopauloensis
Lineage: Eukaryota; Fungi; Ascomycota; Pichiomycetes; Serinales; Metschnikowiaceae
Product: sterol desaturase family protein
Exons: 1
Coding region: 1-1014 (337 amino acids)
Biological process (GO): ergosterol biosynthetic process
Cellular component (GO): endoplasmic reticulum membrane
Molecular function (GO): iron ion binding; C-4 methylsterol oxidase activity
Source: RefSeq, a predicted model, not a curated record